This is a messenger RNA of Pelobates fuscus (common spadefoot toad), 11011 nucleotides long. RefSeq names its product fibrillin 2 (gene FBN2). Gene Ontology annotation, molecular function: calcium ion binding. The coding region runs from base 370 to 9045 and encodes 2891 amino acids. The record is from RefSeq and is a predicted model, not a curated record. The transcript has 65 exons. NCBI's taxonomy places the organism in Eukaryota, Metazoa, Chordata, Amphibia, Anura, Pelobatidae.
ACAGACUGAGUAUGGGGCUAGAUGUGAACGCAGAAGCACAGAGAUUGCAUUAUUCCUUUAUUCAGUAGUACUUCACAUCUGAGUUUUUAUUUUUUUUGGAUGGUGGUUGUGUAGCUGCAGUGCAAGAAGAAAUCAUUUCUACCAGGCACUGGUUCAGCUAGGAACAAAAUAGACUUUGAGAAGCCAGCACAAUCCCCAAAUACUAACUGCACACAUGUAACCUCAGGCAUCACGAUUCGGAUUCAGUCUUCUUUAGCAGAACUUUGGGAACUGCUUUUUGUUAAUCUGGUGGUUGCUUGUUUGUUGCUGGAUUUGCACAUUAGCACAGGCAUAGGAACCUAGAGCACUUUAAUCCUGAUUUGGACGUGGAUGCUUGUCUUUAGAACAUCAAUGGUCCAUAUACCAAAUCAACCCCCUCCGAUGCCCGGAGCAAAGAGGCAGGCAUUUUUUUUCUUCGGCUGUUUGGUUAUAAUGCUUGGCUACCUGACUCUGCCAGGAGCCAGUGCACAACAGGUCUUCAAUGCAGAGUCUAGAUAUGGAACUCAGGAGGCAAGGGAUGGAGUCAACAGUGCUGCUGCCAGUAGGACCCGUAGGUUGGGAUCUCAGUAUUCUCUGCAUGGGCCAAAUGUUUGCGGAUCUCGAUUCCAGUCUUUUUGCUGUCCUGGAUGGAAAACCCUUCCUGGAGGGAAUCAGUGCAUAGUCCCAAUUUGUAGGAAUAGCUGUGGUGAUGGAUUCUGUUCCCGCCCAAACAUGUGUACUUGCUCAAAUGGACAAAUAUCCCCAAACUGUGUUGCUAAAACUGGACAGCAGUGCAGCAUCCGGUGCAUGAAUGGAGGGACAUGUGUUGAAGAUCAGUGUCAAUGCCAGAAGGGUUAUGUUGGAGCGCACUGUGGACAGCCUGUAUGUGAAAAUAGCUGCCAGAAUGGAGGUCGCUGUAUUGGUCCCAAUCGAUGCAUGUGUGUCUACGGAUUUACUGGUCCACAAUGUGAACGAGACUACAGAACCGGACCUUGUUUUACUCAAGUCACCAAUCAAAUGUGUCAAGGUCAAGUGACUGGCAUUGUUUGCACAAAAACUCUCUGCUGUGCUACUAUUGGACGUGCUUGGGGACACCCAUGUGAGAUGUGCCCUGCUCAACCCCAACCCUGUCGACGUGGUUUUAUUCCCAACAUACGCAGUGGAGCAUGUCAAGAUGUUGAUGAAUGUCAGGCAAUUCCUGGUCUGUGCCAAGGAGGAACAUGCAUUAACACCGAUGGAUCUUAUGAGUGUAGGUGUCCUGCCGGCCACAAGCAAAGUGAAACAUCUCAGAAAUGUGAAGACAUCGAUGAGUGCACCACUAUUUCUGGUGUCUGCAAUGGAGGAGAAUGCUCGAACACAAUUGGCAGCUACUACUGCCUCUGCCCGCGUGGGUUUGUUACCUCUCUGGAUGGCUCACGAUGCAUCGAUCAAAGGUCAGGCGUAUGUUUUUCUAGUCUGAUAAAUGGUCAUUGUGCACAAGAGUUGACGGGAAGGUAUACCAGAAUGCAAUGUUGCUGUGAAUCUGGCCGUUGUUGGACCCUGGCUUCUAUACCUGAAAUGUGUCCAAUCAGGGGUUCUGAUGAAUAUCGGAGGCUUUGCAUUGAUGGUGUUCCAUUUGGAGGCCCAAGACCAGAUGGUACAGGAGGGUUUGGCCCUGGAUAUAUCCCAAUACCUGGCCCUGGGGGGAAUGGAUUUCACCCUGGCAUAGCUGGAACAGGAAUAGAUGGACAACACCCUGUUAUAAAUGGAGGAGUUGCAACAUUAAAUCAGACUGUAGAUAUUUGCAAACAGUACCCUAAUCUUUGCCUGAAUGGACGUUGCAUUCCUAAUCUGAGCAGUUAUCGAUGCGAGUGCAAUAUGGGAUUUAAACAUGAUACACAAACUGAAUGCAUUGAUGUCGAUGAGUGUAUAUCAAACCCUUGCACUAAUGGAGAUUGUGUUAACACACCUGGAUCGUAUUAUUGUAAAUGCCAUUUAGGGUUCCAACGGACCCCCACAAAACAAACUUGUAUGGAUAUUGAUGAGUGCAUUCAGAAUGGUAUACUUUGCAAACAUGGCCGCUGUGUGAAUACCGAAGGAAGCUUUCAGUGUAUAUGUAAUGCUGGCUUUGAGUUAACGGCUGAUGGUAAAAGCUGUACAGAUCAUGAUGAAUGUGCCACAACAAACAUGUGUCUAAAUGGAAUGUGCAUAAAUGAGGACGGCAGCUUCAAAUGUAUUUGUAAGCCUGGCUUCGUCCUUGCUUCGAAUGGCCGCUAUUGUACUGAUGUAGACGAGUGCCAGACUUUGGGCAUCUGCAUGAAUGGUCAUUGUGUCAACACUGAAGGCUCCUUUCGAUGCGACUGUCCACCAGGAUUGGUUGUUGGAGUAGAUGGCCGUGUCUGUGUGGACACACAUAUGCGCAGUACUUGCUAUGGAUCAAUCAAAAAAGGAGCCUGUGUUCGUCCUUUUCCUGGAGCUGUAACUAAAUCAGAGUGCUGCUGUGCUAAUCCCGACUAUGGGUUUGGAGAACCAUGCCAUCCAUGCCCUCCAAGAAAUUCUGCUGAAUUCCAAGGGCUAUGCAGCGGAGGCAUAGGUAUAACUGUUGAUGGACGAGACAUCAAUGAGUGUGCACUUGAUCCUGACAUAUGUUCUAAUGGAAUUUGUGAAAACUUGCGUGGAACAUUCCGUUGUAAUUGUAAUAGUGGAUAUGAGUCUGAUUCUUCUGGAAGAAAUUGUAUUGACAUCGAUGAAUGCUCAGUGAAUAGAUUGCUCUGCGACAAUGGACUUUGCCGGAACACACCAGGAAGUUACAACUGUGUUUGCCGCAAAGGUUUUGUGUUCACACCAGAUACUGACACGUGUGAAGACAUAAAUGAAUGUGAAAGUAAUCCAUGUAUCAAUGGGGUUUGCCAAAAUUCUCCUGGUUCCUUCAAUUGUGAGUGUUCUCCAGAAAGCAGUUUGGAUCCAACUAGACUUAUCUGCAUAGAUAGCCUUAAAGGAACUUGUUGGCUUAAUAUCCAAGAUGGUCGCUGUGAAGUGAACAUUAAUGGUGCAACACUGAAAUCUGAAUGUUGUGCUACGUUGGGAGCUGCGUGGGGAAGUCCAUGUGAACGAUGUGAAAUAGAUUCUGCCUGUCCACGAGGAUUUUCCAGGUCAAGAGGAGUUGCUUGUGAAGAUGUCAACGAGUGUGAAGUCUUUCCAGGCGUGUGCCCCAAUGGGCUCUGCCGUAAUACUAAAGGGUCUUUUGUUUGCGACUGUCCAGAUGGAUUGACUUUGGAUGGAACGGGUAGAUUGUGUAUAGAUUUACGUAUGGAGCAGUGCUUCUUGAAAUGGGACGAAGAUGAGUGCAUCCAGCCUGUUCCUGGAAGGUUCCGCCUCGAUGCUUGUUGCUGUACUGUUGGAGCAGCUUGGGGCACAGAAUGUGAGGAAUGUCCAAAACAGGGCACUGAUGAAUUUAACCUGCUGUGUCCAAGAGGGCGUGGGUACACCAACAGAGGCGAUGUUAUAUCAGGCAGACCUUUCUAUAAAGAUAUCAAUGAGUGUAAGGCUUUCCCUAGCAUAUGUACCAAUGGGAAAUGCAGAAACACACUUGGAAGCUUUAAAUGCAAGUGUAACAACGGGUUUGCAUUGGACAUGGAAGAACGGAACUGUACAGAUAUUGAUGAAUGCCGAAUCUCUCCUGAUCUUUGUGGCAGUGGUAAUUGUGUCAAUACUCCAGGCAGCUUUGAGUGUGAAUGCUUUGAAGGCUUUGAAAGUGGCUUCAUGAUGAUGAAGAACUGCAUGGAUAUUGAUGAAUGUGAGAGGAACCCUCUGCUUUGCCGGGGUGGGGAAUGUGUUAACACGGAAGGUAGCUUUCAGUGCAUCUGCCCUGCUGGACAUGAACUGACGCCAUCAGGAGAUGCCUGUGUGGAUGUUAACGAGUGCUCUCUGAGUGACAAUCUUUGCAGAAAUGGGAAGUGUGUAAAUGUCAUUGGAAGCUAUCAGUGUUCCUGCAAUCCUGGAUACCAAGCCACCCCUGACAAACUCGGAUGUACAGAUAUUGAUGAGUGUAUGAUAAUGAAUGGAGGCUGUGACAGCCAUUGCACUAACUUGGAGGGAAGCUACGAAUGUAGCUGCCUUGAUGGCUAUGCACUGAUGCCCGAUAAGAGGACUUGUGGAGAUAUUGAUGAGUGUGAAGAUAACCCAGAGAUUUGUGAUGGAGGACAAUGUACAAACAUACCAGGAGAAUAUCGCUGCUUGUGCUUUGAUGGAUUCAUGGCUAGUAUAGAUAUGAAGACUUGUAUAGAUGUGAAUGAGUGUGACAUAAACUCAAAUGUCUGCAUUUUUGGAGAUUGCGAGAAUACCAAAGGAUCAUUUGUAUGUCACUGUCAGGUUGGGUAUUCAGUGAAAAAGGGAACCACUGGCUGUACAGAUGUGGAUGAAUGUGAAAUUGGGGCUCAUAACUGUGAUCUGCAUGCCUCAUGUCUCAAUGCCCCAGGAAGCUUUAAAUGUACAUGUAAGGAAGGCUGGGUUGGAAAUGGAAUCACUUGUAAUGAUCUUGAUGAAUGUUCUAAUGGAACCCAUCAGUGUAGUGUUUCUGCACACUGCUUAAAUAGCCCUGGAUCUUACCGGUGUGCCUGUAUAGAGGGGUACACAGGAGAUGGAUUCGCUUGUUCGGAUGUUGAUGAGUGUGCAGAAAAUAUUAAUCUGUGUGAGAAUGGGCAAUGUCUGAAUAUCCCGAGCUCAUAUCGAUGUGAGUGUGAGAUGGGCUUUACUCCUUCUGCAGACAGCAAAUCUUGCCAAGAUAUUGAUGAAUGUGCUUUCCAGAACAUUUGUGUAUUUGGAACCUGUAGUAACCUUCCAGGAAUGUUCCGUUGCAUCUGUGAUGAUGGCUAUGAACUGGACCGUACUGGCGGAAACUGCACAGAUGUUGAUGAAUGUGCAGAUCCAAUUAAUUGUGUAAAUGGCUUCUGCAUCAAUUCACCAGGAAGAUAUGAGUGCAACUGCCCACCGGACUUCCAACUGAACCCAACUGGAGUUGGCUGUGUGGAUACAAGAGUUGGCAAUUGUUAUCUAAACCAUGGACCUCGUGGCGAUGGAACAAUAUCUUGCAGUACUGAGAUUGGAGUUGGUGUCAGUCGAUCUUCAUGCUGCUGUUCCCUUGGAAAGGCUUGGGGAAACCCAUGUGAAAUCUGCCCCCCGGUUAACAGCUCUGAAUAUAACACAUUGUGCCCGGGAGGAGAAGGAUUCAGGCCUAACCCAAUUACCAUUAUAUUAGAAGAUAUCGAUGAGUGCCAGGAGUUACCAGGUCUAUGUCAAGGUGGUAACUGCAUUAACACCUUUGGAAGUUUCCAGUGUGAGUGUCCACAAGGCUAUUACCUUAGUGAGGAAACCCGCAUCUGUGAAGAUAUAGAUGAAUGUGUUACACAUCUGGGAGUCUGUGGACCAGGGACAUGUUACAAUACAUUAGGCAACUACACCUGCAUAUGCCCUCCAGAAUACAUGCAAGUUAAUGGUGGCCACAACUGCAUGGAUAUGAGAAAGAGUUACUGCUACAGAACGUAUAACGGAACAUCAUGUGAUAACGAACUUCCCUUUAACGUAACAAAAAAGAUGUGCUGUUGCACAUAUAACAUUGGAAAAGCCUGGAGCAAACCUUGUGAGCCAUGCCCAAUUCCUGGAACAGGUGAUUUCAAAAAUCUCUGUGGCUCUAUCCCUGGAUUUACAUUUGACAUACACACUGGCAAGGCUGUCGACAUUGACGAGUGCAAAGAGAUCCCUGGUAUAUGCGCAAAUGGUGUUUGCAUCAAUCAAAUUGGCAGCUUCCGCUGUGAAUGCCCAACUGGAUUCAGCUAUAAUGACCUGCUGUUGGUCUGUGAAGACAUUGAUGAGUGCAACAGUGGGGAUUAUUUUUGCCAGAGAAAUGCUGAUUGUAUCAACAGCCCCGGUACUUAUCGCUGUGAAUGUUCUGCUGGCUUCAAGCUUUUACCAAAUGGUGCUUGCAUAGAUCGCAAUGAAUGUCUUGAGAUUCCAAAUGUUUGCAGCCAUGGUACAUGUGAGGACACAGAAGGAAGUUACCGGUGUAUAUGCAACAAUGGAUUCAAAGCAUCACCAGACCGGACUAUGUGCAUGGAUAUUGAUGAAUGCGAGAGACAGCCGUGUGGGAAUGGAACCUGUAAAAACACAGUGGGAUCGUAUAACUGUCUCUGCUACCCAGGGUUUGAGCUCACUCCUAAUAAUGACUGCAUGGAUAUUGAUGAAUGCAGCUCCUUCUUUGGUCAGGUAUGCAGGAACGGACAGUGUUUUAAUGAAAUUGGUAAUUUCAUUUGCUUAUGUAAUGAAGGAUAUGAACUCACCUCAGAUUUCAAAAACUGUAUUGACAUUAAUGAGUGUGAGACGUAUCCCGGCACAUGCUCUCCUGGUACAUGUCAGAACUUGGAAGGCUCUUUCAGAUGCAUAUGCCCCCCAGGAUAUGAGGUCAAAAGGGAACAAUGUAUAGAUAUCGAUGAAUGUAAUGAAGAACCUGAAAUUUGUCUUUUUGGAACGUGCUUUAACACUGCAGGAAGCUUUCAAUGUGUUUGCCCUCCAGGAUAUGUACUGUCAGAGCACGGAAGAAGGUGCUUUGAUACCCGGCAAAGCUUCUGUUUUACCAGAUUUGAAAAUGGUAAAUGCUCGGUUCCUAAAGCCUACAACAGUACUAAGGCAAAGUGCUGCUGUAGUACCAUGCCAGGAGAAGGAUGGGGUGAUCCGUGUGAGCUGUGUCCAAAAGAAGGAGAAGUGGCCUUUCAGGAUCUUUGCCCCUUUGGACAUGGGACUAUUCCAGGCAUAGGAGAUACACGAGAAGAUGUAAACGAAUGCCUUGAAAAUCCAGGAAUUUGUGCAAACGGUCAUUGCAUUAACACUGAUGGAUCAUUUCGUUGCGAGUGCCCUGUGGGAUAUAAUUUGGAUUACACAGGUGUAAGUUGUAUAGACACCGACGAAUGUUCCAUUGGUAAUCCUUGCGGGAAUGGCACAUGCACAAAUGUCAUCGGCACAUUUGAGUGUUCCUGUGAUGAAGGUUUUGAACCUGGACCAAUGAUGAACUGUGAAGAUAUCAAUGAAUGCUCAUCAAACCCACUUUUGUGUGCAUUCCGCUGUAUAAACACCUAUGGAUCUUAUGAAUGUACGUGUCCUAUAGGUUAUGUACUCAGAGAGGACCAUAGGAUGUGCAAAGAUUUUGAUGAGUGCAUCGAAGGUUUACAUGACUGUGAAUCUCGAGGUAUGCUUUGCAAAAACCUCAUUGGGACAUUUAUGUGCAUUUGUCCUCUUGGUAUGACACGGAGACCUGAUGGAGAAGGUUGCAUAGAUGAGAAUGAAUGCCGCAGCAAACCAGGCAUUUGUGAAAAUAGUCGCUGUAUCAACACUGUUGGAAGCUAUCGAUGUGAAUGCAAUGAAGGAUUUCAAUCAACCCCAUCUGGAACUGAAUGUCUUGAUGUACGCCAGGGAUUUUGCUUUUCCGAGGUCUUGCAAACAAUGUGUCAGAUGUCAUCAAGCAGCCGUAACCAUGUCACUAAGUCUGAGUGUUGCUGCAAUGGAGGGAGAGGGUGGGGCAACCAGUGUGAAAUUUGCCCACUUCCAAGUACAGCUCUUUUCAAGAAGCUUUGUCCACAUGGCCCAGGGUAUACCACCGAUGGAAAAGAUAUAGAUGAAUGUAAGGUGAUGCCAAAUCUAUGUCGAAAUGGGCAAUGUGUCAACAACAUUGGUUCUUUUAGAUGUUUCUGCAAAACUGGAUACACACCUGACAUUGGGGGCACUGCCUGUGUUGACCUUGAUGAAUGCUCACAGUCCCCCAAACCAUGUAACUAUAUCUGUAAGAACACAGAAGGGAGCUACCAGUGCUCCUGCCCCAAAGGGUACAUCCUACAAGAAGAUGGAAAGACCUGCAAAGAUCUUGAUGAAUGUCAAACCAAACAGCACAACUGCCAGUUCCUCUGUGUCAACUCUGUAGGAGGCUUCACUUGUAAAUGUCCUCCAGGAUUCACACAGCAUCAUACGGCUUGCAUUGAUAAUAAUGAAUGCGGUUCACAGCCUAGCCUAUGUGGUCCCAAAGGAAUGUGUCAGAACACACCUGGUAGCUUUACCUGUGAGUGUCAGAGAGGAUUUUCAUUAGAUACAACUGGAUUGAACUGUAAUGAUGUCGAUGAGUGUGAUGGUAGCCACCGAUGCCAACAUGGCUGUCAGAACAUAAUUGGAGGUUACAGGUGCAGCUGUCCGCAGGGCUAUGUUCAGCAUUACCAGUGGAAUCAGUGUGUUGAUGAAAAUGAAUGCAGUUCCCCGGAUGCGUGCGGUUCUGCCUCAUGCUAUAAUACACUCGGUAGCUACAAAUGUGGCUGUCCAUCUGGAUUCUCCUUUGACCAGCUUUCUUCAUCUUGUCAUGAUGUGAAUGAAUGCACAAACUCCAAGAAUCCUUGCAAUUAUGGCUGUUCCAAUACUGAUGGAGGUUAUCUCUGUGGAUGUCCACCUGGAUAUUACAGAGUCGGGCAAGGGCAUUGCGUCUCUGGAAUGGGCUUUAACAGGGGUCAGUACCAGAUUCCCGAUCGAGAAGCUGGUGAUGACAAUGCCCUCUCUCCAGAAACGUGCUAUGAGUGCCAGAUCAAUGGCUACUCAAAGAAAAGUGGAAGGAAGAAAAGAAAUGCAAACAACACUGAAUCUGUCAUGAAUGGGCAGAUUAGCCUGAAGAGUAUUGCAAUGGAUGUUCCACUUAAACUGAGUCUAAACAUUUCUCAACUAAAUACCAAGAAACAUCUAUUGGAAAUCAUCCCAGCUAUUCAACCUCUUAACAACCAUGUACGUUACGUUAUUUCCCAAGGAAAUGAUACAAUCUUUCACAUUGCCCAGAGGGAUGGACUCAGCUACCUCCAUGCUACACAGAAGAAAAUUAUGCCUGGGACAUACACACUGGAAAUCAAAAGCAUUCCUAAUUUUAAAACAAGUGACUUAAAGAAACUGGAAGCAAAUAAUGAUGAAAACUACCUCGUAGGUGAACUUGGGGAAACUCUAAAAAUGAGGCUACAGAUAAAGCUCUCUUAAAGAUCAAACUCGGACCAUGGCUUUUAUCACACCCAUCACUUUAUUUAUCCACCUGAGCAUGUUUUCUUUUUGAAAGCUUUAUGGAGUCUAAAUCCAUUUUUAAAAGGACCUAUUUUUAUGUCUCCUUUGCAAUGACCUUGUUGGAAGGAUUAUGGAGACGCUGAUGAGGCAAAGUUCUCAUGAAAAUUCCGCCACAUUUAUUGUAUUUUAUAUGUUUUUGGUUUUUUUAAAUAAAUUUGUACCAACCAAUGCUGGAAUUAGUGUUCAACAUUUUAACUGAAUCAGCAUGAAUCAGAAGCAGGGAAACAAUUCUACCUAGAUAAAUAGAAUGUUUAUGUCUUCAUACCUACAAAAAGAAGGUAUGCGACUUGAGCCAUUCAAACUAAAUCUGUUGAUGCCAUCUCAUAAUGAUGAGAGUUUAAUGGUUCAAGACAGCUCCCUAAUUAAUUACACUAUGCUAAUUCAGUUAAAGUUUUCAUAAACUAUGAAAACUAAACUAUGUUACCUUCUCUACAUCAUGGCAGCAAUAGUAUAUGCAUUUUAGUAUCGGUGUACUGCAACAUGUCCAACUGUAGCACCAUAUCUGGUUGAUUUUAAUAGGAUGAUAAAAAUGUAGUUAAAGAAUAGGCAUACCAAAGUAGGAAAACAAAACAAUUUUUUAAUGCCAAUUUUGAUAUAUAACUCUCUGAGAGGUACGAUAGAUUCCAACUCAGGGAAGUAGAAAUUUGUACUUGGUGACUACAGCUUUGUUUCAUAAGAAACAAAAUAUUUGGGGGGGGGGGGGGGGGAUGUCACCUUUAAGUUUCUGGAUUCACAAAGUUCUUUCUGAUUAAUUAACAAUGAUAGUCAUUAAUGAAUCGAAAAAAAUCCAUCCAAAAUGAACAGAGCAAACAAAUGUUAGAAUUAAAAUGUUAAUUUCCUUCCAGGACAAAGGAUUAUUUUUUUUGUAUUUUCUUUGUCACCAGCCUGCAUUUUGUUUGGGAGUAUUACCAUAAUCCCCAAUAAAUGUAAAUGUUUAUUUAUUUGUUGCAGUAAUAUAUGGAGUGCCUAUUGAAAUAUUUUUAACAAUGAGGGAGCCUUGACUUUUUAUUUUACAUGUGUCUUUCUAUUUAGUUGUUAUAAUUGAGGCAUUUUAUUGUAACAGUAGAAACUGCACUGGUUUCAUUAACUUGGGGCACUGUAAAAAGAAUAUAUAACUUUACAGAAGAUGUUUUGAACUCAUGUGCAGGUAUUAGACAUCAAGAAUAUCCAGCAUUGGACUUUCUACAGAUUUGCUGAGUAAUAGGGAUUAUAACACUACAGGGUCACCUGCUGUAACGCAAUAUCAAGACUGCUCGAUGUACUCAUACUAUUACACUUUACAACGUACUGUAAUUAUUCUCUCCUAUGUAGGAAUGUGUUCUGGAACAAGGUGCUUCAUUCAGUUAUUUUACUGUAGGCAGCUCAGUAUGAGAAAGGUGAUAUCCAGUGCAUCAUACUGUUUAGAUGGUUUGAUUAAACAAUGCAUUCCCUAUUAGCUGAAGGCAAGGAAAACGUGUGUAUGUAUUUGAAUUUUGUGUAGACAAUUGUCACUAUUAGUGUAGUUAUACACAGUAUGCGCCUCAACUAGUAAUCUUUGAGUCUUUCCGCAACUCGUUGGAAGUACAUUUUAUUUUAUAUUAAAUACUAUCCCUUUUUAUUAAGAAAGGGUGUACCAAUAUUGCAUUUUGGACAACUGGUGCCCAUAACUAGUUAUAUGAAAGAAGUGGACCCUAAUAUCAUAAAAAAACUCAUCCAUGUGCAGAGACAUUAUACAUCAUAUGUAGACCAAAGACUCUCCACGAUCGGAAAUGGGUGUUUCCUUUGUUUAUAUAAUUAUGUUCACAUUUGACAAAUGAUAAUGUGUAAAGCAUUUGUUUUUUUUAUAUAUUUCAGUAUGUAUCUGGUUGCCAUCAGUUUUCUUGCAAUAAAGCUUAUUUUGGGGUAA